Messenger RNA from Hippocampus zosterae (dwarf seahorse), 1474 nucleotides. It is a transcript of the gene bpgm, whose product is annotated as 2,3-bisphosphoglycerate mutase. NCBI's taxonomy places the organism in Eukaryota, Metazoa, Chordata, Actinopteri, Syngnathiformes, Syngnathidae. The transcript has 3 exons. The record is from RefSeq and is a predicted model, not a curated record. Gene Ontology annotation, molecular function: intramolecular phosphotransferase activity. Gene Ontology annotation, biological process: glycolytic process. The coding region runs from base 133 to 909 and encodes 258 amino acids.
CGGAUUGGACCCGUGAUCUGUCAAUCACCAUCAUCAUUCAGACGCUUUCAUGGCCGGGCUAAAUACUGUCAACAUCGACGCAUCUUCAUUCCCACCGCUUUUAAAAGCCACAUAGGGUUUGUGGUGUAUGAGAUGUCCAUGUACAAACUCUUUCUGCUGAGACAUGGGGAGGGGGCGUGGAACCGGGAGAACCGUUUCUGCAGCUGGGUGGACCAGAAGCUGAGUGAGGACGGCGUGAAGGAGGCCCAGGAUUGUGGCCGGCUCCUGAAAGAGUUGGGCUACAACUUCGACCUGGUGUUCACUUCCAUCCUCAGCCGCUCCAUCCAGACGGCCUGGCUGGUCCUGGAGGCAAUGGGGCAGGAGUGGGUCCCCGUGGUGAAGUCGUGGCGACUCAACGAACGCCACUACGGAGCCCUGAUCGGUCUGAACCGAGCGGAAAUGGCCGCCCGGCACGGGGAGGAGAAGGUGAAGCUGUGGCGGAGGAGCUACGACAUCACACCGCCUCCAAUAGACGAAUCUCACCCGUACUUCAGUGAAAUAUACACCGAUCGCAGAUACAGCACGUGUGACGUGAAGAAGGAGAAGCUCCCCCGGGCUGAGAGCCUGAAGGAGGUCUUGGACAGGCUGCUGCCAUAUUGGGAAAGCACUGUGGUACCGGAGAUAUGCCAAGGCAGGACGGUGCUCAUUGCGGCUCAUGGAAACAGCUGCAGGGCCCUGCUCAAACACCUGGAAGGGAUUUCAGACGAGGACAUCGCCAGCGUGACUUUGCCGACCGGGAUUCCAGUGUUGCUGGAGCUGGAUGCACAGCUGAAGCCUGUGAAAGGCCGCCAGCUCCUGGGAGACCAGCAAAAAAUCCAGGCGGCCAUUAAGAAGGUGGAGGAUCAGGGAAAAGCCAAAGCCUCAACUUGAACCGGGUGUAAGGUGUUGUGCGGGUCACGUUGGCCUUAGCUGGUACGGGAUAGCGCUUUCUUCAUGUAAGAAUUAAGAAAAAGUAAAUGACAGUGACUGGAGACAAAUUGAAAGCGAGGAGAAAGUCUUGAUGUGAAAGGGACGCGUGUGUCGGACCUGCCACGGUGGACAAGACGCUUUCGGUUGCUCGUCUCCAAACUGACGACACUGAUGCGCUUUGGUAACAUUUAUUCAUUAAAGCUAAAAUGUGAUGCAGAAUUUAUUUAACCUCCUUUGUUCCAUGGGUUACAUUUAUUUAACUACUUGCGAGUUAGCCUCAGUGUUAUUAACCUUGUGUCAAUUUAGCAUGGACCGAUGCCUCAUUGUUGGUCCCUUCAAGGGAAAAAAAACAAACAAAUAAACAAAAAUGCAACAGGUGAUGCCACGUACGUUUAAAUAAAUGCUCCAGGUGAGGUUACACCCUUCUUUGCAUUACAAAAAUAAUGUGUGACUCAUCCCGGCCUCGACUGUGACUCCUUUGCAGAGGACAGUCCGGACAUUUUCUCUCAACACUGUGAAGGAACAA